Molecule: messenger RNA, 7608 nt
Organism: Echinops telfairi (small Madagascar hedgehog)
Lineage: Eukaryota; Metazoa; Chordata; Mammalia; Afrosoricida; Tenrecidae
Gene: COL19A1
Product: collagen type XIX alpha 1 chain
Exons: 48
Coding region: 12-3302 (1096 amino acids)
Source: RefSeq, a predicted model, not a curated record
UUCGAGGCGCCAUGAGGCACGCGAGGUCUUGGAGACUUUGGCUUUGGGUGGCGGUCUUCCUGCUUCCUGCGUCCACUUCCGUGACAGUCCGGGACAAGCCAGAAAAUCUAUGUCCUAUACUGAGAGCAGAUGGAUAUCAGCUUAAACAAGGCAGCAGAGACAAACUUGAAAUUUCAGGUUUUGAUUUAGGAGAGAGUUUUUCUCUGAGGCGUGCAUUUUGUGAAGGUGAUAAAGCUUGCUUCAGACUGGGAAGUGUGCUUCUCAUUAGAGAUACUAUUAAGAUCUUUCCCAAAGGCCUUCCUGAAGAGUAUUCCAUAGCUGCCAUGUUCCGUGUACGACGAACCACCAAAAGGGAGCGGUGGUUUCUAUGGCAGGUGUUGAACAAGCAGAAUAUGCCCCAGGUUUCCAUAGUGGUCGAUGGUGGAAAGAAGGCAGUGGAAUUCAUGUUCCAUGCUGCGGAGGGAGAUGUGUUGAACUACAUCUUUAAAAACCGAGAACUCCGCCCUUUGUUUGAUCGCCAGUGGCAUAAACUCGGCAUUGUUAUACUGUCUCGAGUUAUUUCACUCUAUUUGGAUUGCAAUUUAAUUGCGAGACGGCAGACUAGUGAAAAGGACAUGGUUGACUUUCAUGGACGGACAGUCAUAGCUGCACGAAUUACAGACGGCAAGCCUGUGGACAUUGAACUUCAUCAACUUAAUAUCUACUGUAGCUCAAAUUUUGUAGCUCAAGAAACCUGCUGUGAAAUAUCAGAUACUAAGUGUCCAGAGCACGAUGACUUUGGAAGCUCUGCAUCCGCAUCCGUAAUCACUCAUGCCAGUGAAAUGUCAGCACACCUGUCAACAAAGCAAGAGCUUAAAGACCACUGUCACUGCAUUCCAAACAAGGGAGAAGUGGGAUUGCCAGGAGCUCAAGGUUCACCUGGUCAGAAAGGGGAUAAAGGAGGAUCGGGUGAAAACGGUUUCCCUGGUGCUCCAGGCUUACCUGGUCAAAAGGGAGAACAAGGAUUGGAAGGCAGCAAAGGAGAAAUUGGGGAAAAGGGUGAACCAGGAGAAAAAGGUGACCUGGGUCUGGCUGGCAUUAAUGGACAAGAUGGUUUGAAAGGUGACAUGGGUCCCCGUGGUCCACCUGGUCCGCAAGGAGAAAAGGGAGAUAUGGGACCUCCUGGACCAGCCUUAACUGGCUCUCCAGGGAUCCAAGGCCCCCAAGGUCCACCUGGAAAAGAAGGUCAGAGGGGAAGACGAGGAAAACCAGGACCCCCAGGGCCACCUGGUCCUCCUGGAAUGCAAGGAGCACAGCAGACUUUUGGUGGAUAUUAUAACAAGGGGGAGCCUUUUUUACAAGGUGAAAAGGGAGAUCAGGGAGAACCUGGGACAAAAGGCUCACAGGGAAUAAAGGGUGAACCUGGAGACUCUGGUCCCCCUGGCCUAAUAGGAAGCCCUGGACUAAAGGGUCAGCAAGGACCUGCAGGUUCUAUGGGACCCAGAGGACCACCAGGAGAUGUUGGGUUACCAGGAGAACACGGCAUCCCUGGCAAACAAGGCACGAAAGGAGAAAAGGGAGACCCAGGCGGCAUUAUGGGCCCUCCUGGGCUUCCCGGUCCAAAAGGCGAGGUUGGUCCUCCAGGGAAAAGCCUGCCAGGAGAACCAGGGUUCGAUGGCAAUCCUGGAGUACCUGGCCCACGUGGGCCAAAGGGUGAACGAGGACUGCCAGGCGUCCACGGUGGUCCCGGCGACAUGGGCCCACCUGGGGUAGGGAUUCCUGGACGAACAGGCUCCCAAGGACCAGCUGGAGAUCCAGGCAUUCAGGGUCCUCGAGGUCUCCCUGGGUUGCCGGGAACUCCGGGAUCUCCAGGGAAUGACGGGGCUCCAGGACGGGACGGAAAGCCGGGCCUUCCAGGCCCCCCAGGUGACCCGAUUGCACUUCCCCUCUUGGGAGACAUCGGUGUCUUGCUCAAGAACUUCUGUGGCAAUUGCCAACCCAGUGUUCCCGCACUGAAGAGCCACAGGGAAGAAGGAGAUGCUGGGGAGCCUGGGAAGUACGACUUUCCAGCCCAGAAGGGUGACACAGGGCUGCGGGGUCCUCCGGGAAUUCCAGGCAGGGAAGGACCGAAGGGAAGCAAAGGAGAGCGAGGCUACCCUGGGAUACCUGGAGACAAAGGUGAUGAGGGUCUCCAAGGAAUUCCGGGCAUUCCAGGUGCCCCAGGACUGACUGGACCCCCUGGCUUAUUGGGGAGAACGGGACAUCCUGGUCCUGCAGGAACAAAGGGUGACAAGGGCAGCGAGGGACCCCCUGGGAAGCCUGGACCACCCGGCCCACCUGGUGUACCAUUCAAUGAGGGAAAUGGAAUGAGCAGCUUAUAUAAAAUCCAGGGAGGUGUGAGUGUUCCCAGUUAUCCAGGCCCACCUGGCCCACCUGGCCCAAAAGGCGAUCCUGGCUCAGUGGGAGAACCUGGUCCAAUGGGAUUGCCAGGACUAGAAGGGUUUCCAGGUAUAAAGGGAGAUCGAGGCCCUGCGGGUUCCCCGGGAGUGGCUGGUACAUUGGGAAAGCCUGGCACUCCAGGCCCUCCAGGAAUCCCAGGGGAGGCCGGUGAAAGAGGACCUGUUGGAGACACAGGUUUCCCUGGACCAGAAGGACCCUCGGGAAAACCAGGAAUAAAUGGAAAAGAUGGAUUACCAGGUGCUCAGGGCAUCAUGGGUAAGCCUGGAGACAGAGGUCCCAAAGGAGAACGUGGCGACCAGGGCAUUCCAGGAGACAGAGGCCCACAAGGUGAACGUGGAAAACCAGGCCUUCCAGGCACAAAGGGCGCCCUAGGUCCUGUGGGGCCUCCAGGAAACAAGGGCUCCACCGGGUCCCCCGGCCACCAGGGCCCUCCAGGCUCUCCAGGCCUCCCCGGCCCUUUAGUUGAUGGCGUUUCAUUCGAAGAAAUACAGAAAUAUAUCAAUCAAGAGGUCCUGAGGAUUUUUGAAGAGAGGAUGGCUGGGUUCCUGUCCCAGCUCCAGCUUCCAGCGGCAAUGUUGGCUGCUCAAGGUCAUGGACGGCCUGGUCCGCCAGGGAAGGAUGGGCUCCCUGGACCACCGGGAGACCCUGGACCUCAAGGCUACCGAGGACAGAAGGGACAAAGAGGUGAACCUGGAAUUGGGCUGCCAGGGAGUCCUGGACUUCCCGGGACUUCAGCCCCAGGUAUACCAGGCUCCCCAGGUGCUCCAGGUCCUCAAGGCCCUCAGGGCCCCAGCGGAAGGUGUAACCCAGAAGAUUGCCUCUACCCCGUGUCUCACGCACGGCAGCGGACAGGUGGAAAGUGACCUACACGCCGAGGAAGACCUGCUUCCUGGUGAGAACCUCCUUGCCACUGGAGGUAUCUUCAUACCGGCAGCCCUCGUAAUAUGUGGGCUUUUGUUUUGUUUUGUUUUAUAGGCCAGACAUUGAAAGCAACUAUAGUAAUUAUACUGGCAACAUUUUUUAAGUUUUACCAAAUUCAUUCCAUAUAUUUUCCUCUACCACUACUACAAUUUUUAUUCAGGGGUUUGUAUGACAUAUGCAAACACAAGCAAGUCUUAAUCUUUAUCUUCUUCGAGAGGAAAUUAUAUUUCGCUGUUCAGUUGACUGAUGAUGUACAUUUUGUGGUUUCAUCAUGUGUUUGGUCUUUGGUUUCUGAAUUUUGAAGUUUCAUAUUUUUCUUGAAGUUUUCUUGGUAUUUAAAUUUACUUUCAUGGCUGAAAUUUUUGUCAACUUUUUAAAAUAGUUUAGCACUCCCAUUGAAUGUUUCUGACAACUUUUUGUAGCAUAUGACUUCUUACACCAUCCGACAGCAAUCCUGCUCAUGCAGAGAAACAGAUAGGCAAUAAGUGCUUCACUUUACAACUUAUUUUGGAAACACCACAUGAGACUAUUUUAUCAGGGAGCCAAAAAAAGAAAGAAAGCAAAGGAACUAUCUUUGCCAACUACUGAAAUGAUGUUGUUUGGUCUGUGUAAUGAACUCAAUUCAAAGCACUCACCAGUGGCAGGGCUAUGCCCUGCAGAAGAAGGAGGGACCCAUUGUGAUUGCCUAAGCACAUGUUCCCCAAGGAACUAUGAACACUCUCGAUGGCCCCUUCCCUGAGCCCGUCACUGGAGAAACAGGAAGAUGUUUUCCCUAAGAGGUGUUUGCUCAUGAAAGGAACCAAGCUGUCAUUGCUACUCUUGAAACUUGAAUGACCUGCCAAGGAAGGUCCGUGGGCUCCAGCCACCAUUCUCCUCUGGCCUCAUUGCUCUCACAGUUGAAGACCCAAACUGGACAAAGAACAAAGGUUGGGAUUUAUAGCCAUUAGAAAAGAAACACCUUGCCCUAGAAGACGAAUGUGUGGCAUCCGUCCCAGAAUUCUCAAAGGGAAUGAUGUCUCAGCAAGACACACAGGGCAUUGAAGGAAAGCCAUGGGAAGGAAUGCACAACGCUGAAGAUGCACUCAGACCAGAGGUAACACUGGUGACUGGGAGAAGCCACGGGUGCUGCCAGACCACAUCCGCGGAAAUCACACGGAAAUAUCAUAAUCACCAACCAACUUUCUAAAUGGUCUUUUUCUUGCCUAGCGCUAUGUUAUUUUGAGGAGCCUUUGGAUGAAAACAACCAUCAGUUUUCCAGGAUAGUGGACAGGAGGCUGCCACGGAAAUCCCGGCGCUGGUCCCAGGGAUGCUGUGAAGCAGCCCACACCUGUUCGGGGCAGUACGAAUUCCAGUUUGGCUACACCAGGGCAAGAUGAUUGCUCUUGCCUGUUCAUAGAAAGUUGGUGUCGAAGGGCGAGCCCACUGCAGCGGGAAAAGCUGUGGACAGAGCAGUGCACGCAGUAAGGCACUGCUUGCCCCAGGGCACCCCUGACUUGAACUGGCUUUCAAUCUAGCUGGAUGAACUGCUGGCCAGGUGUAGUCCACAGGGCUGUGCACACCCCAGCCUUCUAGUUAGUUCAUCUUGGUUUAUGCUGGCUGGUUGGAGUUUUAGGAUUUUUUAUUACAAAUGUAUUUAUUUUAUUGUACAACUUUAUUUUAUUUAUUUUAAGUGUUUUUAACUCUAGGUCAAUUUUCUUCUUCAUUUUCUUACCUGUGCAAUACCUACAAUGGUGCUGUGUUUUAAACUUACACAAUUGGAAUAUAAAUUUGUGCGUUUCUUACUAGGGUGAUAAUUUAUCCGAAAAGCUGUACAUAGAUCUAAAAUCUGGUGCUAUGUGUAUAUCUUGAUCUUUUCAUUUGUUUAACAGUAAUUCUGAAAGCAUAUGAUUUAUCUAUAGGAAGUCACUCAUUCAUUUAUUUGAGUUUGUCAGAAAGCUAAUUAAGCAUUUUAUGUUUUCAAAGAUUAUUUUUCAUAGUAAUUAACUGGUUGUUUAUCCUAUGCCUCUUUGCUAAUUCUAAAAUAUUUUAUUUCAGCAUUUUAAUAUUUCGUGGACUUCUUUGCUAAUUGUGAGCAAUAUAUUUUCUUGUUGUUUUUCUUCCUUUGAGGUAAUGCUUUCAUAUACAUAAAAAGCAAUUCAGUUUUCUUUCAUGAAUUCUGUUCAUCUAAUUCCACAGAAGAUGUAAUGCAUAUGUUCCUAAAAAAUGUAUAUUAGGAAUCUUUCUUUCUGUGAUUUUCUUUUUACAGGUUUGGUUUAAUCCUGUUUCAAAGAUUUGGACUCAUUCAUGGGACUGGGGUGGGGGAUGUAGGGUGAUAUGAUGCAGAUUGCAAAGGACAACCGUCAAAGGGUUGAAGCUCUUCUUUUUUUUUUUUUUUUUUGGCCCCUUGGACACAUACUAAAGCUGCCCUUGACAUAGCGAGAAAAUUGGGCUCCGCACUCUCCACACAGUACAAACCUCUCUCCCUGCACUACUGUCUUUUCUCACCCUUUUCUCUCCCUCAUUGUAUGCCUCUGAUACCCAAUAGGGAGGGCGGAAGAGAGACAGAGACCAGAUAAAACAGCACAAGCUGAAACAGAGAUUUGACAAUUGCCUAAUUCCUUUCAUGAAGGACACCUGGUGGGGCCCUAGGUUGUGCAUUGGGCUACAACCACGGGGUUGGCUGUUCAAAACCACCAGAUGCUACUUUGGAAAAAGGUUUCUACUCUUGUAAAGAAUUACAACUUUGCAAAAUUGGUGCAGUUCUACGCUUGUCCUACAGGGUUGAUCUGGGACGGAAUCGACUUUUGGAGUAAUUCCUUUCAUGAAAAAGAAAUUAAGCAAAAUAGAAUGAGGAUUUUUUUCCCUCUAAAUAAUUUUUGUGAUUUCCAAAUCUCUUGUACCAUUUUUAUUCCAGUCCAACACAUUUGUUUACUCCUACAUAGAUGUUAGUAAUGUCCAUAGCAGGAAAGAAAAAUGGUCAAAUUUCCUGAAUUAUCUAUUAUGCCAAAUAAUUCUAGGCCUUGAUGAUCAUUCGUAAUUAAAAUAUUUGCCCUACACGAGUAUGUUUGAGUUCCAGUCUUCCAUACCAAGAUUAAUGAACACUUUUCAGAUAGAAAUCCUUCUAAGCAAAGAAAAAAUAUAUGGCAAAUUAAUCGGCACGGCCUUUGGCAUCUGAGGAGAAGGGGAAGGAUAACCCAUGAAUUUGCCCUUUGCUCUUUCCCACUAAGGACAUUGUCACUUGUAGUCACAACAGAAACACAACCAGUCUGAGCAUUGCCAGUGGUGCACCUGGUGAACUCUAAUGACUUAGGUACACCUAAAUUUCCUCCUCUGUUUCUAUUUCCUGACAUUGCUGAAACUUACCAUUGUGUUCACCUGUUAUGUUAUGGAGCUUAAGCAAUUACCUUAAGAUACGUUAUCUAUUAAAAUUGUCAUUUGAUGUUUGGCUUAUGAAAUAACGUCUUAUGAAUGUGUGUGAUGAGUUAGGUUCCCCCUGUGCGGCAGUUUUUCUCCUGUGAGCACCUGUGAUAUACCUCCUUUUGUCCACAAGAUGGUGCUCAAAUCAUCCAUUCGGAGGAAACAGCCUCACGGAAAUCCAAGACAGUUUAGUGGAUCAGACCCUGGCCUUUGCACUUAUUUUUUUAAUUUUGUAAAUAAUUUCAUUCUGCGAGUUUAUGUUUUGAUCGUGUUUAUGUUUUUCCUCAUUUUAAGUCUUUCUAUGAGAUGCCAGCACAAUGGCCUCUGUUCAGGCCCAAUGGGGUUAUGUGAUACAACUGAUGGGAGUGGGUUACUUGUUUUAUGGAUUUGUCGAAGGUGAAUACGGGGCAGAAUGGGAGAUUUCAUUAAAUUUAAGAGUAGUUAAAUAGGAUUUAAACUUAUCCGAAGCGUGUGUGCUGCUUGCCCAUGGUGUGUAUUGGUAUAAAGAUGCUAGUUAUUUUACAACUUUUUGUUUUGCUGUAUUAUUUGAAGUAUAUCUUAAGGGUAAAUAUUUCCAGUGUAUUAAUGUAUUUAAAUUCAAGUUGUAUUGUGGCGUAUUUUAUAGCUAUUUAUUUUUUUUAAUAUCUUUCAGGAUGUAUUUUCCUCAACUUAUUUGUUCCCUAUAUCAUACUAUAAAAUGAUUUAAGCCUGCCUCAUGUUAAAUGGAAUGGCACUAUUUCUUUUUCUUCGAAGUCCCAUGUGGGUAUAAUACUUUGAGGCCUUGAUUCCUAUUGGUUUAUUUUGCAUAAUGAGUUUUGCACCUAUAUCAGCAAUAAAGAAUUUGACCUGAAA